UUAUUUGAUUCAAGCAAAUAUUUAAUUGACAAUAGUCAAUUAAUCGGUUAUUUGAAUCAAAUAAAUUUUUUGUUUCAGUGUACAUUUCGAGCGAUUUCGAGCAAAAACAAUCAUUGGAACAAUCAUUAAAUUAAUCAUUAAAUUCAUAAAGCUGCAACUGAAUCAUAUUGCCAAAAGAAAUUAGUUCAAUAUUUUUAGAAGCUAUAUAAAAUUAUAUAAAUAAAAGAUAUUUUGAUUCUUCUGUUUGUCCUAAUGGCUUUAAGCCAUUAGGCCAAACAGAAGAAUCAAAACAUCUUUUAUUUAUAAAAGUAAUUAGUAUCCAAUUCUCCUAAUAAUUCCCAAAAAUGAAAUUUCGUCCCCAAAACUGCGUCAAUCGCGCCUACUCCCCCCUAUUAGCUGUUAGACAAUUAAUUUUUUUGAUGUACACCUAUAUAGUGGAUUUUUGAUCAGAAGGAGGUGCGGAAUAAUGACGGGAAACGAUUAUUGGGGUAGCGGGCGUGCCUGAGACCUUAUUUCAAUAUGCAGAACGAGACUACACUCUAUAUAGAACAAGUGAGAGCGCACAGGGUGAAUCUUUGGAAAAGCGUUUGGCACCAUCGCGACUGCUUUCUCUCUCUCUCACUCACUCACUCACUCACUCUCGGAAUAUUGUUCCCGCGGAAUUUCGUUGGAUGCACGAACAAUGAGCAUGCAAAUGAUCGGUCGAAGAUCGAUAUGGUUCGGGUGCGAUCAGAAUUUUCCGCGGGCUCUCGUUCCGCGCGCCACGCUAGACAAAAGAGGAGAGAACCUGGCGCCGUUGGGUUGACAAUGGAAGGAUGGCAUUACGUAUGCAGGCAUUGGUCUCGCUCUUUUCGAAUUCGUUGCAUUUCUGCCGCCUUUCCGCCCCACCAACUCGUUUUCUCCGGAACCGUUAUCCUAGAGGUCCAUUCGGCAAAUUGCAAUCUCCAAUUGUUCCAUACACUACAACUCGACCCCCCCCUUUUUUCUCAUACAGUAGACUUCUUCUUCCAUCUCUGUACAUUGUGCAAAAUAUUUUUCUUUUUUUCUCAUUCGGAGUUGUAUACUUUGUUCACUUUGUUCACUUUGUUCACUUUGUUCACUUUGUUGGCAAUAUUGAGAAGAAAAGAUUUUUUGAUUGUACAAUUAUUUUUUUUGACUGAUUGGUAAAUUAACACUUGGCAUCUUCUUGCUUCCUUCUGAGGAAGUGCUCUAUUUGUGGCGAUUUGGCAUUUUGGGGAAAAAUUGGUACGAAAGAAGAUGAUGUUGAUUAUAAUGUGGUGACCAAGAAAUACAGUGAUGAAGAAAAUGGCGAUGACGGUGAUAAUAAAAAAAAUACAGUUGUGAAAAAUUUUACCAUUCUUGUAGUACAAACGAAAAGAAUAAUGAUGCUGCUUGCAAAAAAUGUUAAAUGGUAGAAUAUAAUUUCCUUGGUGAAAAAGAAAAUGAUGUUGCUUUUGGAAAUGGUAAUAAUGAUAAUGCUGAUGCUAAUGAUUAUCCUGCUGAAGAUGUUACCAAAAAUUAUAAAACAGGAAUGUAUCAUUCUUCUGUUGAAAAAGAAAUAAAUGUUGGUGCUUUUGAUAAUGAUAGUAAUGCUGCUGAAGAUGGUACAAAAAAUUAAAAAUCAGAUCAACAUUUUUCUAAUGAAGAGGGAAAAAAAUAUGUUGCUUUUGAUAGUGAUAAUGAUAAUGCUGAAGAUGGUACAAAAAAUGAAAAAUUAGAAUAUCAUUCUUCUGAUGAAGACGGAAAAAAUAAUGUUGCUAUUGAUGAUGAUGAAGAUGGAAAUAAUGCUGCUGCUAUUGAAGAUGUUACAAAAAAUUCUUCCGGUUAGGGAAAAAAAUAUUGUUGCUUUUAAUAAUGAUAUUGAUGCUGCUACUGAAGAUGUUACAAAAAAUUCUUCAAUUCUUCCGGUUGAGAAACAAAAUAUUGUUGCUUUUGAUAAUGAUAUUUAUGCUGCUGCUGAAGAUGGUACAAAAAAUUAAAAAUUUGGUUAUCAUUCUUCCAAUGAAGGGGAAAAAAAUAAUCUUCAUGUUGAUGAUCAUAAAAUGCUGCUGCUACUGAAGAUGUUACAAAAAAUUAUAAAAUGGGAGAACACAAUUCUUCUGGUUGAGAAAAAAAAUAAUGUUGCUUUUGAUGUUGAUAUUGAUGCUGCUGCUGCUGAAGAUGGUACAAAAAAUUAAAAAUUUGGUUAUCAUCUUCCAAUGAAGGGGAAAAAAAUAAUGUUGUUGUUGAUGAUGAUAAAGAUUAUGAUGAAGAUGAUACUAAUGCUGCUUCUUAAUAAUUCUUCAGGUUGAGAAAAAAAUUACUGUAGCUUUUGAUGUUAAUAUUAAUGCUGCUGAAGAUGUUACAAAAAAUUAAAAAUUAGGUUAUCAUUUUUUCAAUAAAGAGAAAAAAACGUUGCUGUUGAUGAUGAUAAAGAUUAUGAUGAAGGUAAUAAUAAUGCUGCUUUUUAAUAAUUCUUUCGGUGGAGAAAAAAAAUAUUGUUGCUUUUGAUGAUGAUGAUGAUAAGGUGUUAGUAAAAUAUUUUUUAUUAAAAAUAAAUAUUAUUUUGCUGAUGCUAAUAAUUAAAAAAAUGCCGAAUAAGAAAAAUACGUUUCUGAAUAUAGAGAAUAAAAAUAUUAACGAUAUAAAUUUUAAUAAUAAAAAUUAUGAAUUAUUAAGAAAAUGUUCAAUGAAUAGAAAAAAUACAAACGAUACAAAAAGAUAAAUGAUAAAAAAUACAUUAUUGCCAAAAAAACAUUAGUGAUCGAUUAUCAUUAAUGAUAAUUCAACCAGCAGUGGAAAGAAAGAUAUUUUUAUAAUUAUCAGAUAAUAAAAAAAAAAAUGCAGUAAAGUCGAAAAAAAUUCUCCGAAUUCUUUAAAAAAAAUGAUCGUUUUCUUUACAUUGACAAAUUUGACCUCUCGCGACCAUAAACGAAAAAGAUUACUAAAUAUAUGUUUCCUUUGAUUAAAUAAAUGUUUAUCAGCAAAUGUAAUAAAGUAACAAAAAGAAGGAAAUUUACAUUCAAAACCAGUUGACAUGAACCUGUUGGAACGCUGUUAGAGAAAAUAAAAUUUAAUUACAACAUUUGGUUCAUUGACGUUCGGCAAACAAGUGUAUUUUUAAUAGAUUCUCAUUACUUGAACGAAAAAUUAUCACAGAGAAAUUACUAUAAAAAUUAAAUUAAAUAAUUAAUUAAAAUUAAAAUCUUGUUUAAUUACCAUACAAAAGGACUUGAAAUAUUUAUUGGGUGCUUCAAUUAAGGAUUUUUUGCAUUUUUAAUGAUUCAUUGAAUACGGAAUUAUAAAUUCAGAAAAAAAGGGAGAAUGACUCACUGGAUAGUACUUUCUUUUCUUCUUCUUCUGUCAGCAUUUCUGACCACCAGUCAAUCAAGCAUAUACGUGGAACGUGUAAAUAAACCAAAAAAAAUCAUUAUCGAUACGGAUGCAGGAGGCGAUGAUGCUGUAGCAAUUCUUUUAGCAUUAAAUUAUGAAGCAAUACACAAGGAUAAGAUAGAAAUAAUUGCAAUUACAUGUACACAUGGGAAUACUGAGGAAAUAAACGUUGAGCAAAAUGUUUUGAAAAUAUUGACUGUUGCAAAAAGGGAUGAUAUUUCAGUUUAUGGUGGCGCAAAAAGAGCGCUAAUAAACAAUUACAAGGGUAUUCCAUUCUACGGGAAAGAUGGACUCGGUGAUUUUGAAUUUACAGAGGAAAUUAUAGCCAAAGUUAAUAAAUCUUCAUUGGCAGCUGUGGCGUUAAUUAAUUUCAUCAAAAUGUAUCCGGGAGAAGUAACAAUAAUUGCACUUGGUCCGCUAACAAAUUUGGCCCUAGCCACGAGACUCGAUUCAACAUUCAUGGAAAAUGUGGGUGAAUUAAUAAUAAUGGGAUCGAGUGUUGCUGGCAUUGGCAAUGAAAUGCCUAAUGUUGAAUUUAAUUUUGCAAUUGAUCCCGAAAGUAAUUUUAUAGUGAUGAAUUCGACAACAAAACCAUGUAUUCUUUUACCAUGGGAAACUGUUCUUAACUAUCAAGCUGGAGAGAAAUUCAGAAAAGAAGUCUUCGGCAAAUUGAAUUCGCCUUCGGUGAAAUUUUUAAAUAAAGUCGAAUACAAUCACUUGGUGAAUGCAACAAGAUGGUCAUCAGUUGAUACAAUUGCUGUUUCAAUAGCAAUUUGGCCAAAUAUUGUUAAAAAAUUUAUUAUCACAAAUGUCACGCCUGUAUUCGAUGGUGCUGCAAAGGGUUCAGUUCUCGUUGAUUAUAAAAAUAGCAGUGGAAAGCAAAAAAAUGCAAAAAUAAUUCAAUCCUAUGAUGUUGAAAUGUUUAAGGAAAAAUUGAUCACCUAUUUUGCCGAAUAAAAAAUUUAUCUGGA
Leptopilina heterotoma is the source of this 4343-nucleotide messenger RNA. RefSeq names its product probable uridine nucleosidase 2. NCBI's taxonomy places the organism in Eukaryota, Metazoa, Arthropoda, Insecta, Hymenoptera, Figitidae. The transcript is spliced from 6 exons. Bases 3304 to 4329 code for a protein of 341 amino acids. Gene Ontology annotation, molecular function: hydrolase activity, hydrolyzing N-glycosyl compounds. The record is from RefSeq and is a predicted model, not a curated record.